Micropterus dolomieu (smallmouth bass) is the source of this 2937-nucleotide messenger RNA. Its product is annotated as rho GTPase-activating protein 15-like. Lineage: Eukaryota; Metazoa; Chordata; Actinopteri; Centrarchiformes; Centrarchidae. Gene Ontology annotation, biological process: regulation of GTPase activity; signal transduction. The coding region runs from base 345 to 1901 and encodes 518 amino acids. Gene Ontology annotation, cellular component: cytoplasm. Gene Ontology annotation, molecular function: phospholipid binding; protein binding. The record is from RefSeq and is a predicted model, not a curated record. The transcript is spliced from 16 exons.
AGUAAUCCAGCAAUCCAUUUUAAAGCAAAAAAAGUGGUAUUAUUCAUUGUGAUUAGUUUUAUCUUUGGUAAAUUUGGACACAGUAUAAGAUAAAGUUCUAUUGUGUUUAUUCUGAGCUGCUUUUCAUGAGAGUGAUUGUACCAUCUGAUAAAGGCAGCUUCCCUCUAGAAUGGGGAAGUAGAUGCAUGCUGAGACAGGAGGGCGAGAUGAAUGGUUUUUACAUUUUGACACUCAGGCGAAAAAGUGUCAUGACAUGAAAUGGCUGAGAACUUAAACACGACACGAGGAAAAAAACUCUCAGAAACCAGAGUGAGCUGCAUUGUAUAACGGAGUGAUCAGUGAUCAUGAGCGCCUAUGCUCUGUCACCUGACUUUCUCUUUGAGAGCCACCAGAGGAAUACCGACGGUGGCUGGCAGAUGAAACAGAGCAUGCAGCGUGCCGCCUCUUCUGACACCCUCAGCACGAUGGCGUUCAGCAGUGCCAAUGCCCAGUUCCAUAACUCUGGCCCCCUGCAUGAUGUCAAGCAGCAGCUCAGCUACUCCCAAUCUAUGAUCCUGCCUGAGAACGGCAAGCUGGUCCAGCAGUGCAAAGAUUACUCCUGUAACAUGACCAACAUCGUCGUGGAGCCUCCGUCUCCCGAGAGCUCUCCGGACAGCGAUGGUUGCACACCAGAGUUGGAGAAAGCCGGCCUCCUGAACAAGACAAAGAUCGCCGAGGGAGGUCGGAAACUGAGGAAAAAUUGGAGCCCUUCCUGGGUGGUGUUGGUCGGGAAUAGUCUGGUUUUCUUCAAAGAUCCUAAAUCACAGACACCUUCCAGCUGGAAACCAGGAAACAGUCGCCCUGAGAGCAGUGUGGAUUUAAGAGGAGCACAGCUGCACUGGGCCAACGAGCUGUCCAGCAAGAAGAACGUCUUCAAACUGAGGACUGUGACAGGCAACGAGUUCCUGCUGCAGUCGGAGACAGACUCUCUGAUCAAAGAGUGGUACAGCACCAUACAGAACGUCAUCGACAGGCUGGACCGUGAAAACCCAAUAGACAACGUCCUUCUGUACUCUCUGAGGCGAGCGGGCAGUGUGGAGAUGCUGGACCACAGUGGAGACGAGGAUGAGAGGAGAAUGUCGUUCCCUCGCUCGUCGUCCAACCUGGAAAACACAGAGAGGAAGAGAGUGAAGACCCGGCUGAAGAAGCUGAUCCUAAAGAGACCUCCUCUGCAGACGCUGCAGGAGAAAGGGCUCAUUAAAGAUCAGGUGUUUGGCUGUCGUCUGGAGAUGCUCUGCGAGAGAGAGAAGAGCACCGUCCCUCGCUUCGUCAGACUUUGUACUGAGGCUGUGGAGAGGAGAGGACUGGAGACUGACGGUAUCUACAGAGUGUCAGGGAACCUCGCAGUGAUUCAGAAACUACGCUUCCUGGUGGAUCACGAGCGAGCGGUGACUACUGACGGCCGUUACAUGUUCCCAGCGGAGUUGGUACAAGAGGAGAAGCUGAAUUUGGAUGACAGUGAUUGGGAGGACAUUCAUGUCAUCACAGGAGCUUUGAAACUUUUCUUCCGCGAGCUUCCCGAGCCCCUGGUGCCCUUUGGCUUCUUCACCGACAUCGUGGAGACAGUCAAGAUGUCGGACUACAUGGACAAAGUGGAUCGUUUGAAGUGUCUGGUGCUUAACAUGCCUCCUCCAAACCAUGACACACUGCAGUUCAUGUGCCGCCAUCUCAAACGAGUGCUGGAAUUCUCAGACACCAACCGAAUGACCACCCAGAACAUCGGUAUCGUGUUUGGACCGACCCUGAUGCGCCCGGAGCGGGACAAUGGCAACAUGGCGGUGAAUAUGAUUUACCAGAACCAGGCGGUGGAGCUCAUCCUCAGCGAAUUUGACCAAAUCUUUGGAACUAGAGGCCCCUCUUGAACUUUUCGGACAGAGGGGGUUCAGAAGGCUCCCCCAGACGAAAGCACAAGUAGUGCAGCGUUUGUCCUCUUUGCCUGUUGACUCAUGUGGUGUAAAAAUGGAUUUCACAUCAAAAGAUAAUUAUGGGGUAAAAAGAACCAGGACAGAAAGCUGCUAAUCAUGACAUCUGGCUUCCAUAUAAAGCCACGUUAAAACAAUAAUAGUAAAACAAACCAAUUUUAGCUGCAGUACUUGUGUCUUUGACUGCAGAUGUGGAGCCCAACCUCGGUGUUCUUUUCUCCCGGAACAGACACCUCUUUGUCACUUUUCCUUGAUGUUUCAGACUUGAUCGGGAUAAAUAAAAGCCAUAAAAGUGAUAAAUCUCCUCCAGCUGGUCCAGCUAGCUGAGUAUUAAUCAGAAAUUUAUGAAAGAAGGAUUUGUCUUAACGGAGCACUGAAAGCAAACUUAGCAGAACCAUCUCACUGUGAAAACACAUGCACCAGCACCUCUUGCAGCAAGGAUGGACAGAUUCCACCUGCAAUGAACAGCAUAGAUAUACUGUUAAAAUAUGCAAACAAGCAGGAAGCAAGCUGUUGUUGGGCGUGUGAAUGUGCCCACAUCUCCGCUGAACAGUGUUAAGAUGAAGAGCUUCAUAGGUUGAAGACUUCAAACAGGGUUCAACGGGGAACUCUUCAAAGAUAAAAGCAUGAUUUCAGUGAUGGGAUGAAUGAGCCACCAGGGCAGCAAAUGUUCCUUUGUACCAAAUAGUACUUUGUCAUGUGUGGACCUUCUUCCCUUAUUGUACAAAUUUGGAUCUGUCUUCUAUUUUUAUUAAUGCAAACUCCUCAGAUUAAGUUAAAAAUAUUAAAUUGUAAAUAUGUGAAAUACUGUCUUUGUCAACUAGUAGCACUUUGCAUACAGUGUGUAACCUAAACAUCAUAUAUUAGCCAAAUUCAAACUGAUACAUUUGCUUUGAAAUGGACAGUGUCAUUAAUAUAUUGCUUUGACCUGAUUGCUAACACCCCUGCAAUAAUUAAAAAAGAGUGAACAAACUGA